CAUUUUGUUACAAAUCUCUCUUUAGAAUUAAGACUAAGAGACACGAUCAAGUGUAAAACAAACGUAAACAAAGAUGGCAGAUAAGAAUUCAAAUCUUUAUGUGCUUCUGCUGUCAAAUGUCAUGAUUGUCAACGGUUACUUACAGUUUGUAGUUUCCGGUGUUACACAGACUGACAGUAGUCCCAUCUUCUCUUCUGGGACAUACAAUUACUGGCCUAAUAGGACUGUGGAUGGAAACUUCAGUCAAAGUCAUCAAGCAUGUCUACAUACCGCAAUAAUUGAUGUCUCAGAGGCAUGGCUACGUGUUGAUCUGCAAGCCGCUAGAAGUGUAAAGUUCGUGAAGUUCUGGUACAGGAACGAUAGAGGCAGUGCAUUCUUAACUACAAUACGUCUGCGGGGUUACAGCAUCCGUGUAUCCAACACAUCAGCCGUAUCACCUGGUUCUACAGAUGCGUGCUUCACUGAUGAUAUGUCACAAACAUUACCAACUGUCAUCCAGGAAGAAUGUGAGAGAACAACAAGAUAUGUUUGGUUCUACCAGGUGCAUAUAAGAGACUCGAAUGAUAAAGUUCCAAUAUUGGAAAUAUGCGAGGUGCAGAUAUUUGGGUGUGAAACUGGAACAUAUGGCGUUAACUGUUCUAAAACAUGUAGUCAUUGUAAGAAUAAUGGAACAUGUGACAUUGACACUGGAGAAUGUGAUGACAAUGGCUGUGCCCUUUCUGGGUUUAAAUCGCCUAUGUGUGGUGAUUGCCUUUCUGGAUUGUACGGCAAAGAGUGCAAUUUAAACUGUAGUCAAUUCUGUCAUGGAAAAGUAUGUUAUCAAAUCACAGGAGAAUGUAUUAACGGUUGUGAAGACGGAUACAUAGGAGGUCUCUGCACAAUACUGUGUCCAAAUGGCUAUUUUGGAAGAAAGUGUCUGGAAACUUGUGGAAAGUGUUUGGAUGAUCGAACAUGUGACAACAUUAAUGGAACGUGUAUUGGUGGCUGCAAUGGAGGAUUUGAAGGAGAUUUAUGCAAAACAGAAUGUAUUCCUGGAGAAUAUGGACGAAACUGUCAGUUCCGAUGCAGUGAUCAUUGUUACAACAACGAAGUUUGUGACACCGUUUUUGGCAAUUGUAGCAAAUGUGCAGAAGGUUUUGAUAAUGCUAAAUGUACUAAACAAUGUGAUAGUGGGUAUUAUGGAGAGAGUUGUAUGUUUCAAUGUGGACAUUGUUUGGAUAAUACCACCUGUAACAACAUUGAUGGCACCUGUCCUGGCGGAUGUAUGUCAGGAUGGCAGAACACAGAUAAGUGUGAUACACCAUGCAAAAAUGGUACUUUUGGGGUACUGUGCAUGCAUAACUGCAGUGGAAACUGUUUGAAUAAUGAAACCUGUGACAAAAGUGACGGGGGAUGCAGAAACUGUGCUACUGGAUGGGAGGGUUCUCUAUGUAGUAAAGCGUGUGAUAUUGGACGUUAUGGUUUAAACUGUCAACAUGUUUGUGGACACUGUUAUAAGGCCGAACAGUGUUUCCAUACCAACGGAAGCUGUUCUGGUGGCUGCAUGGAAGAGUACAGAGGAGAAAUGUGCUUAGAGAGUAUAGGUGCAUUAGGAUCAACGCAGGAUUCGGAGACACCGUAUGUUGCAAUCAUAGCUGUUCUUGUAGCUGUAAUUGUCGCCCUGAUGACUGUAAUAGCAGUACUUGUUUUUAUCUUAAGAAACGCUCGUAAGAAAAACGAAACAAACAGCCAAGUAAACGAUGUCGAUAUGUAUGAUUUACCAAACGCUAAGCCAGAAAACAGCGUAUAUGAUCUAAUCUCCGCACAAUAAACUAAACAAUCUAUAGAAGUAUUUGUCAGAGUGAUUGCAGUUGAUAUUGGAGUAUAUCGUUAUCAAAACCUGGAAAUAGCAAGUAUGAAGAGUGUUGAUUUGUAAAAUGAU
Magallana angulata is the source of this 1921-nucleotide messenger RNA. RefSeq names its product multiple epidermal growth factor-like domains protein 10. The transcript has 13 exons. The record is from RefSeq and is a predicted model, not a curated record. Bases 74 to 1810 code for a protein of 578 amino acids. NCBI's taxonomy places the organism in Eukaryota, Metazoa, Mollusca, Bivalvia, Ostreida, Ostreidae. Gene Ontology annotation, molecular function: scavenger receptor activity.